Molecule: messenger RNA, 1052 nt
Organism: Austrofundulus limnaeus
Lineage: Eukaryota; Metazoa; Chordata; Actinopteri; Cyprinodontiformes; Rivulidae
Gene: opa3
Product: outer mitochondrial membrane lipid metabolism regulator OPA3
Exons: 2
Coding region: 45-515 (156 amino acids)
Biological process (GO): regulation of lipid metabolic process
Cellular component (GO): mitochondrion
Source: RefSeq, a predicted model, not a curated record
CCUCUACUGACCCCGCCCCACUCUGGCGAAGCAUUUCCGCCAAGAUGGUUGUCGGUGCCUUCCCUAUCGCCAAGCUCCUCUACCUCGGCGUGAGGCAGCUGAGCAAGCCUCUGGCGAACCGGAUMAAAGCUGGAGCCCGGAGGAGCGACUUCUUCAGGAGCUACGUCUGCCUGCCGCCGGCGCAGCUUUAUCACUGGAUCGAGAUGAGGACGAAGAUGCGGAUCAUGGGCUUCAAGGGCGCCACCAUCAAGCCACUGAACGAGGAGGCGGCGGCGGAGCUGGGAGCAGAGCUGCUCGGAGAGACCAUCAUCUUCCUCGUCGGCGGCGGGUGCAUACUGCUGGAGUACAGCAGGCAGGCGGCCAACUCUCGCCGCAAGGAGGAGGAGCUAAACGAGACCCUGGCGGACCUACGGACUCAAGUAGCUGAGCUGUCGCUAACGACAGAGACUCUGGACGCUCGGCUGAGGGAGGUCAACAGGCUGCUGCUGUCACUACCUGCUCCCAGCACAAAGUGACUCGUUUAGUGCAGCGCUACAUAUCGUGUGUGUGAAGAAGUAUUAAAGUACACCAGAAUGAUGCUGGUGUGUGCACAGCCUGGUUUACCUCCCCGCGCGCGCACACACACACACACACACACACACCGCCCACUGCUGUAGAGCCCAGAGGAGGAGGUUGAUCUCUGGCUCUAUAUCUGCUCAUGUUUGGAGCAGCCAGUUUAAAAUGGGAUCACUAUGAUAUUCAUAGUGAAUACUAUGGUUGACCUUGAAAGUUUGUUGUAAAGUACAUAAAAUGUACAAAACACUGACCUUAAUGUUAUUGUAUUUUAUUGCAAUUUGAGUUUAUUACUUCGUCUUUUCAGUUCAGGGAUUCUGUUAAAACACAUUUAGAAAAUGCUUGUUUUCAGGUUUGUUGUUUUAUGAUUCAAAUGACUGAUGGUUAUUAAUUUUACAGGUUUCAUAAAAAUCAACUAGAUCGAUGCUUUGUUUCUUUUUUCCCCCACAGUUUUCUGUACAUCUCAUCUGUUGGAAAAAAAUGGUGAGAAUUAAAACAAA